AGCUAUUUCUCAUCAAAGCAAAAUCAAAAGCUACUGUCCACCAUGAAGUUGACGGAGUGUCGACAUGGGGAUAUGUAAAAUACCCAAAAAGUCGACAUGGGGCUAAAACUGUAAUAAAUAAAUUAAAAAAACCUGCAAUUAUGUGUUGGCGGCAACAAUAACGAAUUGAUUAGCAAAACGUCCGUCCGGCGUUUGUCGUUGUCUUCCUCUUCUUCUCCAGCAACUGUUUGUCGUUUCCUGAGAUUUCUUCGGUGGAUACAAAGGCAUUUCUUUACCGCUUGAUUCCAGACCAUCCCAACCGACAACAACGAAAAUUCAGAGAAUCAUUUCAACUAUCUUUUCAUUUUCACUACAUUCUCUCAGCAACCAAACAGUGCUCAGAGUUUAUGAACUCAAAAUUGAACCCAAAUUGAAAGUCAAUCUCUUUCUUUGUCAACUACCUCUCGAUUUUCUUCGCCGGCAGUGACCUCUCCUCUUGGCCUCACUCGAUUGGAAUUUGGACUCUCUCGCACAUGUUUAGGGUUUUAUAGCGAUUCUGUGAUAAACUGUAUAGAGAACUCAAAGUAUGGAGUCUGCGGAUUUUCGUAGUGAAGAGACGCCACUUGUCGUCGAAAAUUCGCCGAUCCAAAGCCGGAGGAAGCAUACAAGAGAUGUUCAUAUUCUCAGCUCUGCCUUCUUGUUGAUUUUCCUCGCUUAUGGUGCCGCUCAGAACCUGGAGACCAGUCUCAACACUGAGGAUGAUUUGGGUACCAUUUCACUUGGGAUUUUGUAUUUGUCUUUCACGUUUUUCUCUUUGGUGGCGUCUCCGGUGGUUCGAGCAUUGGGAUCAAAGAAUGCUUUGCUUCUUGGGACUACUGGCUACUGGUUGUUCAUAGCUGCAAAUUUGAAACCAACUUGGUAUACAAUGGUUCCAGCUUCUUUGUACAUGGGAUUUGCUGCUUCAAUUAUAUGGGUUGGGCAGGGGACAUAUUUAACUUCUACUGCGCGUAGUCAUGCCAGAGAUGAUAACUUACAUGAAGGAACAGUUAUUGGUCAUUUCAAUGGAGAAUUUUGGGGAAUGUUUGCCUGUCACCAGUUUAUUGGAAAUCUUGUAUCACUCGCCAUGCUAAGAGAUGGAACAGGGGGAAGUACUAGCGGCACAACCUAUUUGUUCAGUGUGUUUCUCAUCAGUAUGACUUUAGGUACCAUACUGAUGUGCUUCUUACAUAAAAGGGAUGGUAAAGGAGAGGAGGACCCCCAGAGCUCUUCUCUCAGCUUUUAUGCUUCUCUAUUAUCUGUGUCAAAGUCAAUCAUCACUCCUUUGUUUGAUGUACGGAUGCUAUUGAUCAUCCCCCUCAUGGCGUAUUCAGGAUUACAACAAGCAUUUGUGUGGGCUGUAUACACCAAGUAUAUUGUUACUCCAACGCUCGGUGUGUCUGGUGUUGGUGGUGCAAUGGCAGUUUAUGGGGCUUUUGAUGCAGUAGUAAGUAUAAUGCAGAUACAAGUAGUUUGCAUCAUUAUUUUCAAUACAGUGUGUACCAUUAGUUAGCUCAGUGGACAUAGCAUUCAAAAUCGAUAUUUUGGUUGAUUCAAAUGCUAAUGCAAAUUGAGCAUCUUUUAUGUUGUCUUGUUCUUUUUUUGGGAGUGGCAGAAACGUGGAAACUUAAUUAUUAGAAAAAACUUUCCUCCGCACUAGUCUUCUUUUGGGAGUGCCUAGGGGGGGUGUGUUAACUUCAGUUCUUGCUGCCACAACCAAUAACAUACAUUUCUUCCCUUUGCCUGAUCAUGGCUUUUCUUUAUUAGACCAUUUCUUGGAUAGCAAGAGCUUUUCUUGAUAUUGCAUAUGCAUGCUCAAUAUGUGGAGUUAAAGGCAUACAUUCUC
This is a messenger RNA of Prunus avium (sweet cherry), 1861 nucleotides long. The record is from RefSeq and is a predicted model, not a curated record. Lineage: Eukaryota; Viridiplantae; Streptophyta; Magnoliopsida; Rosales; Rosaceae.